Messenger RNA from Aphanomyces astaci, 963 nucleotides. RefSeq lists its product as hypothetical. NCBI's taxonomy places the organism in Eukaryota, Oomycota, Saprolegniomycetes, Saprolegniales, Verrucalvaceae. The coding region runs from base 1 to 963 and encodes 320 amino acids. The transcript has 4 exons. The record is from RefSeq and is a predicted model, not a curated record.
AUGCGAUUGAUAUGGUGGACGAACCCGAAGGCCCCCGAAGCCAAAGCGGACAGUCCUCUGCAGAAGGCCUCGAUGAGUUUCUGCAACCUUGCACGUGCCUUGCCAUAUCAAGAUGACAGUGAGAAAGGCAUGGCCGAGCAGGUGAACAAGGUUGACAACUGCAAUCUCAUGGAACGUCCGUCCAAGCAUCAUCCUGCAUGGUCCACCUCCGCCAAGUCUUCUAUGGACUGUUCCGACCGGUCGAUAAAUGCAUUGUCAUUCAGCAAUGCAAGACAACUUCGGUCAUUGUUCACCGCCGAUACCCACGACACUCCUCAACCGGAUGAUGCUGGCUACGAAUGUGUGGUGCUGGUGGGUGGCGACAGCACCGCUAAUGAAUUCGUCAACGGCCGUUUGAGUCGCCCUGAAGUCGAGUGGAGGCAGUUUUUUGUCGUAGCGACCCCACUGGCAUUCCUUAGUCUGAAAGGAGCCACAGACACCCUCAGUCGACACAUGCAAGCAGCGUUGCACGUAGCCUCUAUCUAUGCCACCCUGACGCAUAAAAUCCGAUCGCUAGAUGUGUUGGCUGUGGAAUCUCCGCCUGGCACCACCAGUUUCGCCUGUUGUGGUGUGGCAGCUGCCGUUCCCGGUGAUGUCCGUCCGUCCAGUGGAUGUGGCCAUCGUGGCAAAAUGCCGCGACCCCUAGCGGCGGCGGAACCUCAUCACACGGAGGAAGAAGGAUCGUUUGCAGUGGUGGAGGGUUGGACGGCAACAGCUGAAGUGCGACAUCAUUCGGACGGGUACAUGGAAUUUGUGGCAGUGCGUCGCGGAAGUCUGCUUGGGCCGGCCGUGACAACUUGGAAAGCCGCGCGCGGUCAGGUGCAUCCGCCGGCUACGACCCGACGAGUUGCGCCACUUCAAGCCCACAACGGGGUUGUGCGCAUCCCCGUGGUCCGCAAUCUGCUCGCGGAGUCGACAUCGUAG